Cheilinus undulatus (humphead wrasse) is the source of this 3761-nucleotide messenger RNA. RefSeq names its product metal-regulatory transcription factor 1 (gene mtf1). The transcript is spliced from 11 exons. The record is from RefSeq and is a predicted model, not a curated record. Gene Ontology annotation, biological process: positive regulation of transcription by RNA polymerase II; central nervous system development. NCBI's taxonomy places the organism in Eukaryota, Metazoa, Chordata, Actinopteri, Labriformes, Labridae. The coding region runs from base 175 to 2622 and encodes 815 amino acids. Gene Ontology annotation, cellular component: nucleus. Gene Ontology annotation, molecular function: RNA polymerase II cis-regulatory region sequence-specific DNA binding; DNA-binding transcription activator activity, RNA polymerase II-specific.
CUAUCUUACACGCAUUUAGCGUUAUUGAGCAACAGACGGGUGUAUGAGCUGUAAUGGUGAUUUUUUUCAAUCAAUGCUUAAUUUUUUACGAAGAGCGAGGACGUUAAAAGGCUGUAACGUUUUCAGUGUGAGUGUGCAGUCCGCCUUGCCAAGGUAGGAGAGGCACCAGGGACCAUGAGUGAGAAUGGCCCUCAUACAGAGGCGCCUAUGUACUUCGAGGUGGAGGUGGAUCCUCUAGCACGAGAUGACGAUGAAGAGGACGACAAGAUCCACUAUGACAAAGAUGAUGACCUGAUUCCUGAGCCUUCGUCGUCCUCUGGGCGGGUUUAUGACCGCACAACAGUGCUUAUUGAGCGGGACCCCAUCCGCUUGGAUGAAGAGGGCGAAGAGGAGGGUCACUGUGGAGGGGAUGAAGAUGGAGUCACCUUUCUCACUGAAGGGGAAGGUGAUGGAGAUGAGGAGGAGGGCUCUCUGGCCUUUAUGAAUGACCCUGAUGGUAUGUCACAGGGUUAUGUGCAUCACACCAUUUCUCCAGAUCAGAUUCAGUUCACGAUAAAUCCAGGGUCCACCCCUAUGCCACGCAACAUUGAGGGGGCCACCCUCACCCUGCACUCUGAGUGUCCUGAGACCAAGCAGAGAGAGGUGAAGCGCUACCAGUGCAUGUUUGAAGGCUGCACGAGGACUUACAGUACAGCUGGGAAUCUGCGGACACACCAGAAGACUCACCGGGGCGAAUACACAUUCGUGUGCAAUCAGCAGGGCUGUGGAAAAGCCUUCCUCACAUCAUACAGCCUCAAGAUCCAUGUCCGUGUUCACACCAAGGAGAAGCCUUUUGAAUGUGAUGUUCAGGGCUGUGAGAAAGCCUUCAACACAUUAUACAGGCUAAAAGCACACCAGAGGCUUCACACAGGCAAGACAUUCAACUGUGAAUCAGAGGGAUGCACAAAGUUCUUCACCACACUCAGCGACCUGAGGAAGCACAUUCGCACUCACACUGGGGAGAAGCCAUUCCGGUGUGACCAUGAUGGUUGUGGCAAAGCAUUUGCUGCAAGUCAUCACCUAAAAACACAUGUACGGACGCACACAGGGGAGAAGCCAUUUAACUGUCCCAGUGACGGCUGUGAGAAGACUUUUAGCAGCCAGUACAGUCUGAAGAGUCAUAUCCGGGGCCACGACAAAGGACAGGCGUUCAGCGUCACCCUCACCCAUCCUCUCUCUGAAGAUGCAAAUCACUCGCUGUGCCUCAGUGACUUGAGUCUCAUCUCUACUGACUCAGAGCUACGAGAGAACAUCAAUAAUGCUCAAAAUUUGGACCUCAACAAUGUCACUCCUGUGAAAAUCUUUGAGCUCAUGUUCCAGAGUCCUGAAAACAGUGUCAGCCAAGAUGAUGCCCAUCCCAAUGAGAGCCUUGCUGAACACUUCAGCCUUGAGACUCCUACCCAACCUGGAGUGACUGAUGCCUCAUCUAUCAUCUCUUUCACUUUUAAUCCUACCUCCUCAUCUCCCUCUUCCCACACAACUGCAGUGAUGGAGGCUCCUUCCCGGCUCAGUCAGAGCUCUCCUCCUCAGGCCUCCACCCCUGCUGCAGCCACUGCUACCAUCAGCUCCAAACAGCCUCCCCCAUUCAUGCAACUAACUGGGCCUCAGCAAAUCUCCGAAGUACCUGCUCAGGCUUCUGUCCAAGCACCAAAACAUGCCACCCCCCAGCAAUACGUUGCACUGCCACCCACAUUCCUGCAGCCAAACAAUACUGCCCAGACUACUUCUCUUCCCCAACCCAUCUCUGCUCCUCCUCCACCUACUCCAGUGGCUCCAGCACUUAACACCACAGCACCAGGAGCUGCUCCUGUGCCUGUUGUUGCACCUGCUGCAACAGAUGCUCUGGCAGCUGUGGCUCAACCUGUGCCUUUGGCCAACAACCCUGUCCCUAACUCUGGCCCUGCUCUGCCUCCUACCCCUGCCACCAUCACCAUAGCUCCCACCCAGAACCUGCUGCAGCCCAGCCUGGUCAUGUCUGACCAGAACCUGCAGUGGAUCCUCAGCAGUGCAGCCAACAGCCAGCAGAACCCAGAGCAGGCGGCACAUCAAGGAGCUCCCAAAGUGGAAAAGGUUUUCUUCACUACAGCCAUACCAGUGGGAGGAAAUGCUGGCAACUCGGUCCAACAGAUCGGCCUCAGCCUUCCUGUCAUCAUCAUCAAACAGGAGGAGUCCUGUCAGUGCCAGUGUGCCUGCAGGGACUCUGCUAAGGACAAGAGUUCAAAGAGUGCCUCCUCCAACAUUUCAGCCCCAGCACAGCCUCCGUCACAGCCCCCUCCUCCUCCACCGUCAGAACCUCCACAGAAUCCCUCCACCUCCUCUUCCUCUUGCUGCCUUCCUGAGUCUUCCUCCAAGGUUGGUGAGGUGAGGCUGGAGGACCCCUCUUCUUCUUCCUCUUCCUCCUUAGCUCAGACUAGCUCCACAAUAGUGAGCAGCACUGCCUGUAACCCUCCCUCAUCUGACGGGUUAUCCAAUAUGGAUGUCUCAGACUUCCUCUCUCUGCAGAGCCCUGACACAGCUGCCAACAUUGAGGCUCUGCUGCUUGUCGCUGAGGACUUCAACAUGGCCACUGACGGCAAUCCUUAGAAGAGCUGCCUUUUGAGUCUAGCACCAUGGGUUUUUUCUGGUUUUUCCUCGCAUCUACAGACAUCAAAUCCACCCACACCUCCAGUCAUUCUCCACAGUGACACCUCUUUUUUCUCCCUAUAUAGUGUGUGCAUUGAAGCCCUUGUUCCUGCAGUGCAUUCUGUUCUGUAUCGCAUUGUGUAACAUAUAUACACAGCCUAUGAAUAACUUUCUGUUGCAGUAGUUGAGUUUUUGGAAAUGGGAUUAGUAUGCUCUUUGAGAUUUAGCAAUGUUAAAGCUGUUUAAAGCAGGGAAAAAACAGUGGAUCCUUUGUUAGAAACAAAAUCAAUCUGUAUAUAUUAACCCACGAUAUCCACUCUGAAUUAAUCAACUGAAACAAAUGAGUGUUGUCCAAGCACUGAUAACUUCAAGAGAAAACUUUCCUGGCUUUAAGGUCGCACACACCUGAGCAGGAAAACAAAUGUGUCUGUAUAUCCUUGUACUGUACUACAGGUCCUAACAAAGGCAUAAAGCUGGUAAAGACGACCAGAUUGCACUGUAUAUUAGGGGAAUUUACGAUAAUUUUAAGAAUUGCUCCCAGUAGGAAUCUAAAGAGGUCGGCCUCAUAGCCCCUUAUGACUGUCAUAAUAUGAAGUGAUAUCCUUGUUAUUUUAGGGAGCAAUCAGUCCAGAAAAUGUGAUGACUUUUAUUCUUCUUCUUUGACAGUUAUGUAUGAAUCAAGAAGAGACCUGUGACACGAUCUGCCUGUCUUUGUAAGUCAAAGACCUCAAAUGAGUUGCCUUUAACUUAAACUAAUUUAAAUUGUUCGUGUUAAUUUAUUUAAUGUUUGAUUCUUUAAUUCUGGUAAUAUUAUCUUCAAGAUAACAGAGAAAUCUAUCAUUAAUUUAUUCCAAUCAUUUGUUGUAUUUUAAGUUUUUGUUACUGAUUUUGCUUUUAUUUCUUAAGAACAUAAAAGCAAGUUUGAGAAAAAGUCACCUUUAGUUGACUGCACAGUGAAGAAAAUUAUCCUCAAGGAUCUGCUUGUUUGUGUAAAUUCCCCACAACCAAACCAUAAGGAACUACUGUCAUCAUCCCAUGUUUUAUAGGGUGUCCACCCUCUCAGGGAUGCAUCAAGUCAUAAAUGAUCCUGACUCCUUUAA